This is a messenger RNA of Gadus morhua (Atlantic cod), 3453 nucleotides long. RefSeq names its product retinoblastoma binding protein 8-like (gene rbbp8nl). The record is from RefSeq and is a predicted model, not a curated record. Bases 546 to 2465 code for a protein of 639 amino acids. Lineage: Eukaryota; Metazoa; Chordata; Actinopteri; Gadiformes; Gadidae. Gene Ontology annotation, biological process: DNA double-strand break processing involved in repair via single-strand annealing. The transcript is spliced from 14 exons. Gene Ontology annotation, molecular function: damaged DNA binding.
ACACACACACACACACACACACACACACACACACACACACACACACACACACACACACACACUCUGACAACUUUACACAUGUGUGCUCAUAGGCAGAAAUUUAUCAGAAAUUAAAAGUUUAGCUCCAGGUAGAGUAGAUACGGCACAACUGGCUGGACCAGUUUCCAUAAUUUCCAAUAUCUCCACCCCAGUAUCUUCAAUACAACUCAUAACCCUAUUAGGAGCAGCGUGGCAGACUGCCGUUGGAACAGGCUGUGAGAGUGUGUUUAAUACUCUCCUCAAGCUAAUGCAGUAGCCUUGCACAUUGUGGUUCCAAACUGUUGAAAAGAGUUUUAAUUAAAUUGAAGUGAUCCAAGUUGUUUGUAUUGGAUAAGCUCACUGGCAACAGCCUAGUUCUGUGCUCACAUGUCAGGUUACUUCAGGUUGGGCCGCAUUCAACACAACUGACGGGCAUUGGCUGGUCGGGCAUUGAUCAAACAAGAUACAUUGUGGUUCAUCCAAGAGAGAGAAGACAACAACACAGUUGUCCUUUCAUCAACGUUGUAAUGUUUCUCUGGCUGUUCUUAGUUACUCAUAUCUAUAUUGGGUUGCCCAAGUUAUUCCUCAGCACAGAAUCUGGAGGUCGACCAGAGUACACCGUCAGUGGCAUGGACAGCUUCAACGAGCUGCUGUACAAGCUGCGCGAUGUCCACGAGCGGGAGCUGGAAGGCUGGCAGCUGAGAGUCCAGGAGCUGUCCAAUAAGAAGGGCUGUGACAUAAAGAGAAUGGAGGAGCUGUUCAAUAGAAACCAGCAGAUGAAAGAGCAGCAGAGGACACUAACAGAAAACAUCAAGACAUUGGAGAACAGGCUUAGGGCCGGGCUGUGUGAUCGCUGCACCGUCACACAGGAAGUGGCCAAGAGGAGACAACAAGAAUACGAGUCGUCGCAGAUACAAACUCUACAUCAGUUCUCCAUUCUGGUGGGCGAGAUGAACAACCUGAAGAAGGAGAACAGGAGGCUGAGGGAGGAGCUGGGGAACCAGAGGAAAGCUAUGGACAGUCAGAGCAACCACCUCUCCAACAUCACUGCCACAGAGGUCAAACCCUCCAGAUCUCCUGACCAUUCCACCACUGCUGUGCCAGUCGCUCUUACCUCAACAACCCUUAGCAAUGCCUCCAAGCCGCCAGAAGGUGGCAACGUUGCGGUGAAAACGGAAGCAGACCAGAAAUUUGAGGACGCACAAGUUGGUGCAUCCAGUAGAAAGCCCUUUGAGUCUUAUAACGCACUCGCUGUGACAUCCCUCGAGCAUUCCCCCCGGGUGUCAGAAGAGAGCAGAAAUGCUGGAGAUAAGAGACUGCAGGGCGCUGAAGGGCGACAUUCGCCGACCUCUAACCCCCCCCAACACAAAGUGUUCCUCCAGAACCUCCCGGCUCCUCUGUCCUCCUCCUCCUCUCCCCCAGGGGGUGCCCCCAGCAGGCACGUGCUCCAUGCCCCCAUGCCUUGCCGCCCUCGCCCAAUCAAAAGCGGGGCCCUCCCCUUCCCCUGGUCCGUCUCAGAACACUCCGACUGGGCCGGUCUCGCCGCCUCCACUGCGCUGCGUGGCCUCGGAGUACAGCUCAACCCCCUCAAGUCCAACCCUUUCCUCUUCGCUGACGUCGGCCCCGCUGGCCCGCAGGCGAGCCCGUCCAACCAGGGCGGCCCCCCGGCGCUGCAGGCGGGGCCGAGGAGCGCCUGCGCACAGCAGAGCUCGACGUCCGAGCCCCUCGCCGAACUGCGGCCCCGGCUGUUCAGGGUGCGGAGCCUGUCGGAGCUGGGGGACAGUCAGGCCAUCGCACUGGAGAGGAAGGAGAUCGCACCGAUCCAGUGGAGGAGCACUGGGACGUCCCAGCCCCGGGGAGGGGUCGGCGAGGGAGAAUCAGAGGGGAACGACGGGCCCUUGGAUCUGUCAGAACGAGGAAGGUCCCAGUCCAACGAGUCGGCAAGCAGCGAGCGCCCUGUGCUCACCCAGGGCGCAGAGGGAGCAGUGAAAGGCUCUGAGAGCAGGACAAUCUCAUCUCCUCAUGGCCCCCCUUCAUCCUCUGGGGUCCCCGCCACACACUCCUCCACCCCUGCUUGUCAAGCACUGGAAAAGUCCAGUGAUCAUUGUAACUAUAUGGAAGAGGAACCGGGUCAGAGUGAGGAGAAGAACCAAAGAAAGGUUGACCAAACAAUCAAAGAAGAUUUUCCACUUUUCAACAGCUCAAUGCAACCAGUAGUGCUGCUGGGAACACUGAAUGCAGCACUGCAUAAACAAGGAACUGCGUUCUCAAAUGGCAAGCUGAAACAAGUGGAUCCAGUCAGCAGCUCAGAGGAGCAGGAUAAAGAGGGCCGGACAGGAGGAGACCAGAGCCCAGCCUCCAAGAGGGCCCGGUCCUCCACUGACAAACACAGCAGCAGAGAGUCGGAGACAGAGGACUUGAAGUCGCAUAAGAGGCUUAAGAUUUGAGUGGGCUUUCAAGACUGAAGAAAACAGCGGCGGUCAACAAGCCAUCAUGACACUAUCUGAUCCAGCAUUUCAAUUUGUUAAGGCACUACAGAACAAAUAGAUAUAUUUAUUAGAAGUGAAGUGACCUGAAAAUGUGCUUCCAUUCCUACUGCAUCGUUCUCAAUCAAAUAAACUGUACUUCUAACGGUGUCGGUGUCAAUGCCAUGUUUUGAUCUUCUUAAAACUCAUAGGGCACCCAACAUAAUUCAAAUAUACAGAUUUAUUCUGAUUGGUUAUCUAUGUUCGCAAAGUUGUAUAAUUUUUUUUAUUUAACAGUUAGCCUUAACUUUGACGCAAGUGACUCAUCCCACAAGGUCCGUCUGGUGCAUAUACCUACAUUCAAAUAUCCAACAACAGUGGGGCUUUCUUGGAUAUAAUUAGUGUGAAUGAAGCACAUAUAUACGACAAAGUGAACACAUGUUUCCUUGUAUACACACUCUGCAUCAAAGGAAACUGCACACUGCAACUGGACACUGAAACAAAGGAUAGCAACGAAGUACAGUUAGAUCGUUCAAUGCAAGCAUAAUAGCCAUGUGUGAAUGUAUUUAGCUUUUAAAAUGUGUUUAUUUUUUAAACAUUUCGCUUCCGCUGUGUUUAUCACAGGUUUGGACUGUGCUUCACAGUAUUUGGUAUCGGGGGCACGGUAAUAUGUCACUGCACUUAAUGGUCAUCUCUUGGCACCUUAGUCCAAAAACACCACAGAUGAACCAGCAAUAUAUAUACUAGUGCUCCAUGUUGAAAUGUACAGCCCCUAUUUCAGAACAAUACAUUCUACUUACUUUUUAUAUAAUCUCAAAGUUAUGUCAUUGUUAGCAUGGUUAUAAAUGCAGAAUUUAACUCUAUCUGUAUGCUUGCAUUGGACAUAUUUUUUGUUGUUUUCUAUUUCCUGCCAAUAAUGUCCCUGAGGCUAUUUUGUGUAGCUAAACAGUAAAAAAAAACAUGUUCCCCU